Messenger RNA from Serpula lacrymans var. lacrymans S7.9, 2184 nucleotides. RefSeq lists its product as uncharacterized. NCBI's taxonomy places the organism in Eukaryota, Fungi, Basidiomycota, Agaricomycetes, Boletales, Serpulaceae. The record is from RefSeq and is a predicted model, not a curated record. The coding region runs from base 70 to 1734 and encodes 554 amino acids. The transcript is spliced from 9 exons.
ACCUGAACUUUCACUACAGAGCCACUUAAACUCGUUCCAUUCGUCAAGGAUAUUCUACCAGGGCUGCUGAUGAGUUCUGCGUAUCAUAACCAUCAAAGCACCCAAAUUUUGACAUCAACGAGAAGCAGCAAUGUCGGUACCCAAAUUAUUACAUUGCCCCACUCGAAUCAGACAGGUAUGGUCAGGGUAAAACGAGAACGCAGUCCAACACCACCUCCGAGUCUUUCUAGGCGUCUGGUUACUUCAGGUGCAAAAUGGUGCUUUCCUGUUCCGUCAAACUGUCAGAAAACAGCCCCCAAUUGGGCGAAUCACAGAAAAGAGUGGUUAGAGAGGGAACGGGGCGUUUUGAGGAGCUUGGGCGUGAAGACUGGUAAGGUGUACUUGAGGGAUGAUGGGCUGUCCAUCGAUUGGAUGAGUGACGUUCCGGUAUGGUCUGAUACGCUGCGGCCUGCCAGCGAACCGAAAGACUUGGCAUCUGCGAUUGAGAGGACACACACCGUCAAUGAGAUUUCUAGUCUACGCCUUCGACCCGCCCCCAAGGCACCUGUACGAGCACUUCCGCCACCACCCCGACCAAGCUUCAUUAUGAAUGGAACGACCAAUCCCUCACCAGCCCAGCGCCAGAAAAUGACUACUUCCCCUCCAUAUCCUAUUCCUCCUCCCAUGAUCGUGCCGGCCCCUCGAAGGUCUGCACGCGAAGUCGCAGUGCGAUCAAACUGGCACCAGGAUUCUUCCUCGAUUUCCAUUAAAAAUGAACCUUCAACCUGGUCUCCACUUGCCACAGGCGCCGAUAAUCGUGGCCGAUUUACUCAAAGUCAAGGCGGUGACACUCCUCUACCCAAUGUCACUACUCAUGUUCCUUUCGUUCCUGCAUUUCCAUCCUCAAUUCCAAGUGGCGUUCAAAAUCGAUUUACUCCGGGUCGAGGCAACGACACCUCUCAGCUCAGCUUUGCCACCCAAGUCCCUCCAGUUUCUGUGCCUUGGUCCAUAUCUCCCAGUGUCAUUGAUCAACCCACUCAAAGCCCUAGCCCCAAUGCCUCUCCUCAAGUUUCUCGCGUACCUUCACUUUCGCCGAGAAUGAGUACACCUGCUAUGCAACCCUCAAGGCCUCCGGAGAAACCAGAAACAUUACCCAACGCACCAACGACACAAGGAACAACUGGCUUUGACUUUAAUGCUGUGUUGCAUACUCCUGUGAAGCCAAUCACAGAACCAGAUCCCAGUAUGACAGAUAUUGAAGCUGCUAGCCUUGUUUACCUUAAGCGAUAUAUUCAAACUUUUGAUGCCGACCGUUCUAGUCUGGCGCCUGCCUAUUCACGUAACGCGUUUUUUUCAUACCAAUUUCAUGUGUCGCAGCCUGGGCACUCUCCUCUUACGAGAACGUCCUUCGUUCCAGAUUCUGGCAGCCGUAUACCAGCAAAAGGAGCCCAUAAUAUCAAACAGGGUCGCCUGGAGAUUAUGAGUGCAUUACUAUCCAUGGGCAAGCACAAGUUCUGUACAUCCGGUCCAUCUCACGUCCAAUUCGAUGUGAAAUAUCUUGGCGAGGUUGGCGUCCUCGUCGUUUGUAACGGUGAACUGAUGGACCCUCUGGAGCAGCAUCAGAAAAUAUUUUUAAGUCAGAGUUUUCUUCUCAGGAAAAAGGACGAAGAUGAGGAAGAUCGAGUGUCAGAGGAAGUUUGGCCUCUUGUUGCAGUAUCUCACCAAAUGACCAUUAGGGAACAAACCAGUGGUUGAAAGGUUUCCUUCACCGCGCAAGAGUGUAUUUGUGUAAGAGUAUGUUUCCCUCUAUUGUGCUGAUCGCGACAAGGUUAUUAGGUAUUAUUAUUUCCUCGUGUAUUGAUAUCAAUAAUAUUACCAAGAGUCAUGUACUAUCGUUGGACACCGGAUGCAACCGGUAAGAGAGAUGCACUUGGGCCUCCACAGGCUCAACAAUCGCUGUACAGGUAGCUGUAGCGACAACGAUAGACCUGACACUAAGCUUUUGAUCUCCAAAGGUGUGAAUUUUGAGGGAAAGAUGCCCAGAUUUGACCAGAUCUCGUGCUGGGAUUAUUGCGGUUUCGUCCAAGCUGAUUGGUAGUCUUGUCCGAACUAAGGGUGGCGUGCAGGAGCCCCCCAUUCGGUACCAAUAAAGCUUGAUCCGAGUGAUUGAACAGUCGGCUUGAGACGGCAUUGCAAUGUGCAUCA